UCACGGCCCCGAGAAACUCCGUGUUCGGUUAUCCUCCAUACCUCAUUGGCUCUCCUCGAGCCCUAAAUUAUCGAUUUCUAAGCUCUCUAAUCCCUGAAUUCCCAGCUCUUGCCCAUAUUAUUCGGUUUCUCGUCGCCGAUUGGAGCUGCAAGAAUCAGAUCCAGCCUUCCAUCUCGAUUAUCGGCUCGUGAGGCGGGAGUUGGACGCGGGGGAUGGCGGCGCGGUUGACGGCGAACGCGAUCGCGGCGGUGAACGAUGGCGAUCUCGACCUGAAGCCUGUAGUGCAGGUGCUGGAUUUGAAGCGGAUAGCUGAGCCGCAGGAGCGGUACCGGGCGGUGGUGUCUGACGGCUCCGCGGCGCAGAAAGCGCUGCUGGCUGUCAAAUUCAAUGAGGCCGCAAAGAGCGGCGCGGUGAGGAGUGGGUCCGUCGUCCAGUUGCUGGAGUACGUUUGCAGCACCGUCAAGAACCAGAGGAUCAUUGUCAUUUUGGAAAUGAAGAUUAUAAUUAGAGAUUGUGAGACUAUUGGGAAUCGCAAACUACAUCCAGAAUUUGCAUCAGAGACUCUUGACUUAUCAUCUAGUAGCAAUUUUGGGAAUUCAAGAGUUCAGUCACUAGUCCCGGCUGCAAAACUUGUUUCCAGCUCAGCAAUGAACUCUGGCAACAAAGUCCAGAACUUCAAUGUGCAAUCCGUCUAUCGGCCUCCAUCCAAUUACAAGAGCUAUGGGUCAAUCAUGAAAAAUGAAGCACCUGCUAGGGUAAUUCCGAUAGCUGCUCUAAAUCCUUAUCAGGGGCGAUGGGCCAUCAAAGCAAGAGUGACAGCCAAAGGAGACAUCCGGCGAUAUAAUAAUGCUAAGGGAGAUGGCAAAGUGUUCUCCUUUGAUCUCCUUGAUUCAGAUGGAGGAGAGAUACGUGCAACUUGUUUCAACGCUGUUGUUGACCGGUUCUAUGAAGCUGUGGAGGUUGGAAAGAUUUACCUAAUUUCAAAGGGAAGCUUAAAACCUGCGCAGAAGAACUUUAACCACCUCAACAAUCAAUGGGAAAUAUUUUUGGAGUCGACAACAACUUUGGAGUGUUGUCCAGAUGAAGACAGCUCUAUUCCAACACAACAUUUUAAUUUCAGACAAAUCAUUGAUAUAGAGAAUGCAGAGAACAAUUCAAUCAUCGAUAUUAUUGGGAUUGUUGAAUCUAUUAACCCUUCGAUGACAAUACUGAGGAAGAAUGGUAUGGAAACACAAAGAAGAAUUCUUAAUUUGAAGGAUGUGUCUGGUCGAAGUGUUGAGCUAACUUUAUGGGGAGACUUCUGCAACAGAGAAGGUAGACAACUACAGGAGAAGCUUGGUUCUGGUUUAUUCCCUGCAUUAGCUGUGAAGGCAGGAAAGGUUAGUGACUUCAGUGGUAAGUCAGUUGGCACAAUUUCUUCCACCCAACUCUUUAUAGAUCCUGAUCUUCCUGAGACUUAUAUCUUGAGAGAAUGGUUUGAUGGAGGAGGAAAGGAUGCUUCCAGCCACUCCAUUUCUAAAGAUAUGAUGCCUGGGCUUGCUUUAAAUGAUAGCCGGAAGACCGUGUCGCAGAUCAAAGAUGAGGGUCUUGGAAGGGGGAAUAAGCCUGACUGGGUGACUGUCAAAGCCACCAUCUCAUUCAUCAAGACAGAUAAUUUCUGUUACACAGCUUGUCCUUUACUAAUUGGUGAUAGGCCAUGUAAUAAGAAGGUGACAAAGCUUGCUAGUGGGAACUGGUGCUGUGAUAGAUGUUCUAAAGAAUUUGAAGAAUGUGAUUAUCGGUAUCUUCUUCAGGCACAAGUGCAGGACCAUACAGGAGUGACUUGGGUGACAGCCUUCCAGGAGUCUGGAGAGGAGAUCAUUGGUUGCUCCGCGAAGGAGCUCUAUCAGCUAAAACAUCAAGAGCAUGAUGAUAAAAAGUUUGGAGACAUCAUUCGGCGUUGCCUCUUUGAGCAGUACCUAUUUAGGCUCAAAAUCAAGGAAGAACACUAUGGUGAAGAGCAGCGAGUGAAAAUAACUGUUGUGAAGACAGACACAGUUAAUCCUUCCAUGGAGAGCAAAUACCUCCUUGACUUGAUUGGAAAGCUCUGUACAUAAUUGUUACUGGAUUCUCGUAUCUUUCUAAUGCACACGGGGAGAAUGAAUUAUGAAUUCUGGUCUAAUACAACCACCAUUUUACUUUUAACUUGAAAGUUAUCACUGCCAGAAUCUGGAUCGAGCUUUAUCAUGCUUCAGUUGCAGUGGACCAAGGAUAUUUUUAUUGAUGCUGAGGUCUCAGUUUAUUAAUUCAUCAUUCAGAAUUUAUGGUUCUUUCGCAUAUGAAAAAAAAUAUACACCAUGGUUUCUCAACCUUCAGAUAUUGUUUGGUUUUUUACAUCAGUCAGAAGUGAUCUUCAACUCGCUGAGUUCUAUGCAGAUAUUUCUUGAUCAGAUAGAUGUACCAUUCUGAGCGAAGCGCUGUUCUCUGUUAUAGACAUUGAAGCUGAGAAUUUUUGUUAAACAACUUAAAUUCUUUGUCAAAUGAUCCAUUCUGGAUCAUGGAAGCUCGUGUGUUCUUUUCACAAAAGUUGGUGUUGUACUUGCGGUGCUAAUUGUGGAGCAGGUGCGUUAGUUGGAUUUAUUUAUUAAUGCAGUUUUCAUGACUUAUAUUGUUUCUUCUGAUAGUAUUACUAUAUCUUUAAAGUCAUUUGGAGAAAUUGAAAUCCAUUUGCGUC
Musa acuminata subsp. malaccensis (wild Malaysian banana) is the source of this 2713-nucleotide messenger RNA. Its product is annotated as replication protein A 70 kDa DNA-binding subunit A. Lineage: Eukaryota; Viridiplantae; Streptophyta; Magnoliopsida; Zingiberales; Musaceae. Gene Ontology annotation, cellular component: nucleus; DNA replication factor A complex. Gene Ontology annotation, biological process: meiotic cell cycle; telomere maintenance via telomerase; double-strand break repair via homologous recombination. Gene Ontology annotation, molecular function: damaged DNA binding; single-stranded telomeric DNA binding. The record is from RefSeq and is a predicted model, not a curated record.